ACCAUGACAGCUGAGAUUUGUUUUUUCUUUUUCAGUCAUUCUACUACUGCUAACUUUAGCUGAAGUCUGUUAGUCAUCUCAGUACGUGCAUGACCACAGAUUUACACCGACCAAGGAAGCGUAACAACGUUGUAACGCGUUUAACAAUUCUCGCGAGAUCCUGUGACAACACGAUAGCCUUCUGCCACUGGACAAAAUUGUAAACAAGAUUCGAUUAAAACGUCGGUAAGCAUAAACAUUUUUCGUCACGUCUGGCUAGUCAAUAACGUCACCUUAGCUGGAACAUCUGGAGGAUAAUUUCGACGAGUGUUUGAACGUGUUUUACGCGAUAAAAAUGAACCACACUAAGAGGGCUAACACCUAUUUAGCUAACAGCAGUCAGGCCUCCUCGUUCACUCCGCAAAAACACUCCGCGGAGGUGAGACAGAUACUGAUUUCCAUCGAAGCUAAACUGACCGGGAUGGACAGAAGAUUAUCCCUCAUAGAAAUGUUGUACCAGGAGUUUCAGGCGCUACGUGAGAGUCUGGAGUCUGUCAGCAAACACAGUAAAUCACUGCAGGACUCCGUCAGCGCGAUCAACAACAAACUGACUGUGGUCACGCUGGAAAACCAGCAGAUGAAGGAGAAUAUUCUGGAACUGCAAGCACGCGGUGUGAAAGACAGUUUGGUGUUUCCUGGGAUUAAGGAACCUGAAAAGACUGUGAAGGAGUUUAUGGUUAAAGAACAUGAAUUACCAACAGACACCGUGGGUGACAUCGCGUUCCAGAAAUCGCAGGACCCUCGUGCACGACCUGUCAUCGACAGAUAUCAACAUUACGAAGACAAAGUUGUGUUUCAGCAUCAAAGUGGACAGUUGAAUGGGAUAGAUUUUGGGCUGGAUAACCAGUUACCAUGUGAAAUCCUGGAAGGUCAGAAGAAGUUCUUCCCCAUCAGGAAAGAAGGUGUAAAAGAUGAUGCACAACAGGUGUUUGUAGAUAAUGGAGGCUCAUCCUCUGAGCAGCAGGAGUGGAGCUCCACUCUGGGUCAACAGUCCCCACACAUUAAAGAGGAAGAGGAGGAGGCUGAUAUCACCAAGUUCCUAUUGACAUCUGUCCCUGUGAAGAAUGAAAAUGAAGAGAAACUUCAGUCCUUCUUGCCUGAUCAAAACCAAAUUAAAAAGAAUGGAGAGGUGGAGCCUAUACCUAGUAGAUCAACUGAACAUACAAUGGAAGCUGAUGGAGAAGGCUGUAGAGGACCACAACCACACAAAAAUCUGUAUCAACAUAUGAUUGAUGACACUCCAGAGUGUCUAGAAACUGAUCAUGGUGAUGACUGGGAAGACACCAGAGAAAGUCAGUUAUAUUUAAAAUCUGUGAAAGAUGUUCCUGUGUUGGAAGAUAACAGAUUCUGCAUUCAAGAGAAACUACUGAGCUGCCCUGAAUGCAGUAAAACAUUUAAUUUCAAGACUGACCUGAUGCAGCACCUUAGAACUCAUACAAGACAGAAACCACUUAGCUGUUCUGAGUGUGGAAUAACAUUUGAAUGCAAAACUACACUCCAAAAACAUGCUACAAUUCACACAGGAGUAGGGUCUUUUAACUGUUGUGUGUGCGGGAAAAUAUUUAGUGCAGCUGGCAAUCUUAAAACACACAUGAGGAUUCAUAGUGAACACAGACCGUUUCACUGCUUAGAGUGCGGCAAAGCCUUCAGAUUCAAGCACCAUCUGAAGGAACACAUACGAAUCCAUACAGGAGAGAAACCAUAUGAAUGCUCCAUUUGUGGGAGAAGAUUUGCUCAGACGUCAUCACUAAGGUAUCACAUGAGAUACCAUACAGGAGCUGUUCCAGUUGAGGAACAUAAAAACAUACCAGCCCACAUGAGAACAAAUAUUCAGAUGGAGCAUUUGUAGGAGAGGAUACAACAAACCAGGAGACUGUUGAGGUAGCAGACACUGAUGUUGGAUCAUCAUUAAAACUGAGCUGCUUUUGGCAUUUUUUUUUUGGUCUGAUUUCACAUCUGUGUAUGAUUAUAAACUGCCACUGGAAUCAAACUAUGUGUUAUGAAAUGCCAGAGGAAGAAUCUGCUGUUCUAACCUAUAACAGCAUGUCACUGAUGAAGUCCUCCCCUGCAGUCAGCGCUUCAAUUAACUUGGACCUCUGUUUUCAGUAUCUUGCCACUUUAUUAUUCAAGCUACAUUAUUUAAAAUGUCUAAUGUAAAUAAAACUGGACAACGUGCAUUGUUUGUUCAUGCAGUGGAGAAAUUAAACUAAAUUCUAGUUGAUACCU
Molecule: messenger RNA, 2265 nt
Organism: Thalassophryne amazonica
Lineage: Eukaryota; Metazoa; Chordata; Actinopteri; Batrachoidiformes; Batrachoididae
Product: zinc finger protein 3-like
Exons: 2
Coding region: 335-1888 (517 amino acids)
Cellular component (GO): nucleus
Source: RefSeq, a predicted model, not a curated record